This is a messenger RNA of Capsaspora owczarzaki ATCC 30864, 1775 nucleotides long. RefSeq lists its product as hypothetical. The record is from RefSeq and is a predicted model, not a curated record. Gene Ontology annotation, molecular function: glycerophospholipase activity. Gene Ontology annotation, cellular component: extracellular region. Gene Ontology annotation, biological process: phospholipid catabolic process. Bases 25 to 1668 code for a protein of 547 amino acids. The transcript has 5 exons. Lineage: Eukaryota; Filasterea; Ministeriida; Capsasporidae.
GGUCCGCUGAUAUCCACACAUACAAUGACUCGUCAAGCACUCGGUUGGAUGGCCCUGGUGGCUGUCGUCCUCGCUGCUGCUGCUGCUGCUGCGACGGCAAACGCACUGCCGACACCAAACGCCGCGCAACUCCAAGCCACCGUCUACAUCAAGAACGGCCAGGCAUCCCUCUCGAUGGGCGUCCUGGACCCUUCUGGCGCUGCAUACGGCACCUUUGAAGACGGCCUGAUGACGACCGGCUGGGGCGUCUUUGAAGUCAAGACCAACUCGGCCUUCAAGGACGCCGAGCAGCUCUACGCCGCCGGUUUCCUCGAGGGAGCGCUCACGUACAACCGCAUCUACGACCACUACCAAAACAUGUUCACCUACUUUUUCCCGAACGCCUCCGACCCGUCCGUCCAGCUGUACCGCAACUGGUUCAACCAGCAGGAUGCUUGGACCCGCCGCAACGUCCAGCUCAACCCCCAGGUCUCGUUCUGGGUCCAGACCGGCUCCAUCCUCGCCCAGUUUGAUGGUCUUGUUGCUGGUUACAACGCUGUCGCUGCCUCGUCGCGCAAGCUCGACGUCUUUGCCUUCCAAGUCCUCAACGGCAACGGCGACAUUCUCGACCUCAUGAACGUGCUCCAGCCCUCCACUCGUCCCAGCUGGAACGAUAUGACUCCCCAGCAGGCUCAGCUUGAGGCUUCUCGUCGCGGUCACUGCUCUGGCUUUAUCAAGAUGCUGCCCGGCUUUGAGGACAUUUUGAUCUCGCACUCGUCGUGGUUUACCUUCACUGCCACCAACCGCAUCUACAAGCACUACAACUUCCAACUCAACGAUCAGGCGACUGCUGCCAAGCGCACCUCGUUCUCGAGCUACCCCGCAUACCUCUCGUCGCUCGACGACUUUUACAUCAUGGACUCGGGUCUCGUCAUGAUCCAAACCACCAACAACGUCUUCAACAUGUCGCUGUACGAUCUCGUUCGCCCCGAGUCGCUCCUUGCUUGGCAGCGCGUGCGCCUUGCCAACACCAUGGCCCACGAUGGUCGCGAAUGGAGCCACAUUGUUGCCCAGUUCAACUCUGGUACCUACAACAACCAGUACAUGGUCGUCACUCUCGACCAGAUCAAGCUCGGCCAGGCCGUCCUCGACGGUGCGCUGUGGGUGGUUGAGCAAAUCCCCGGCUAUGUCGAGUCUGCCGACGUUACUCCCAUCCUUCGCGCUGGCUAUUUCUCGAGCUUCAACGUGCCCUUCUUUGAGCGCGUGUUCGACAUGUCCGGAUACCCCGCGAUGGUCGCCAAGUACGGCGUCUCCUUCACCCACGACCUCGCUCCCCGCGCAGAGAUUUUCCGCCGCGACAGCAACACUGUCGUCGACUUUAGCAGCCUCAAGCAGCUGAUGCGCUCCAACAGCUACAAGACCGAUCCUUACUCGGGUGGCUCGCCCGCCAACGCCGUCUGCUCGCGCUACGAUCUGAUUGCCAACGGCGGUUCUCCCGACGGUUGCUACGACACCAAGGCGACCAACUACGCUCGUGCCCGCCUUCUCCAGGCUGAUGCCCUCAACGGCCCCACCACUGCCAACUCGACCCUCCCCGCCUACUCCUGGAGCGCCUUUGCCAACCUUCCCCACGUUGGCUUGCCAGAGACGUACAACUUUGACUUUAUCACCGUCCAGCCUGCACUUUGAGCAAGCCAUUGUGUGAUACUUGUUGAUGUUCUUUUCUUUUUUUUUUUUUCAUGUAAUCAGAAAGUUCAUUUUGUUUCACCUUUCAAGCUUCUUUCUUCGUUCCUUCA